Molecule: messenger RNA, 2661 nt
Organism: Echinococcus granulosus
Lineage: Eukaryota; Metazoa; Platyhelminthes; Cestoda; Cyclophyllidea; Taeniidae
Product: Glypican-4
Exons: 12
Coding region: 1-2661 (886 amino acids)
Biological process (GO): regulation of signal transduction; cell migration; regulation of protein localization to membrane
Cellular component (GO): extracellular region; synapse; cell surface
Source: RefSeq, a predicted model, not a curated record
AUGGCGGAACAGCACCAUAAAGGAGCGCCAAUCAAACAUACAAUCAAUAUCAGGAUCCUCGCUUUUAAUGAAAAUGUGUGUGGUGACAUGCAUGAUGGAGCUUCUCGCACCUGUUGCUCUCGUGAAAUGUUGAUAGGUAUGGCUGAAGCAAGUGAACAUGAACUUAGAAGAUUAUUGAAUAACCUGCUGGAAACAACCGCUGAAAACUUUCGCAAUGAUACUAUUGUUUUGAAGUCGUUCGUUGCUGAUACUCUCGGUACAAUAAUGGAACAGUUACAUAGCCAGCUGCGUACCGACUUCAGCUACAAGUUCAGAUCGCAUGAACAAUUCUUCAUAAAUUUCUUCUCUACUAUACAGUUAUACUUAUCCGGCACUGUGGGCGGUCUUCCGCACUUGGUGUCCUCGUUCUUUGAUGAACUUCUCUGGAGAAUCACUCAAAUCCUCUUGAAUACAAAUUCAACAGACAAUUACACGAAGUGUGUGGUCGACUCACUGAGACCCAAGCAGCCCUUUCUCCGAUUUCCCUCAAUCAUCACAAACAUGACUAUGGAGGCUUUUCCACCCAUUCGUGCGGCAAUAAACUCUAUGGCCUUUGCUCGAGAGACGCUUCUUGCUGCUUCUAUCACUAUACAUCUCCCACGGGAAUGUUUUGAUGAAUAUCAACGUCUCAAAUUCUGCAGUCUCUGUGCUGGCAUUAUGAAUGCCAGUUUGUGCGAAUCUACUUGCGUUCGGUUGGCUGAAACGUGCACACCCCAGCAAUUGGCUUUGGGCACACAAUGGAAGAAGUUUAUUGCUGCCUUACAAGAAGUUAUGAAUUUGGUAGACAAGUUUCCCAAAGUCCACCGUCCCCUUCAGAUGCAUCUUACAGAUGCAAUUAUGAGUCUGAAGUCGGUCUACAGUCUUCAUGAACAGGAGAUUCUCGGAAACUGCUCGUCGUCCUUCUCCCAAGGCGAGAACGUCACAAGUGCGAGCGCUGGUGACAGUGGCCGUGAAGGAGGUGGUCGUUGGCCUUUUAGUGGUCAUCGGCGUGCGCGGCGCCAGUCGCCCGUCAUCUACCAUCAACCAUUCAGUCCUCUGCGGCCCCACGCCUUCGAGGCGAGGCCUCUACCAACGGUGGCUCUUGGUGAACAAGGCAUCGCUAGCCUCCAAGCCUGGGCGCGCGAUGUCAAACACCAAUGGUCCAUGCUCUUUUCCUGUCGCCUAGCGACAAAUGUCUUGGAGGCGAGCACACGUACCGGUCCAAAAUUUUGGUAUCUGUUGCUGAGGCCUAGCUUUCUACCUCCUGCCUCCUGUUGGGCGGAGAAUAAUUACAAUUUUAUCCCUCGACGGAAGCAGCCGCUUGGUGAGUGGAAGUCGCGCGCCGAGAGUGUCGCCGAGUGUACACACUGGAUGCCCGCGUGUUCACCAACCCUUCCAGUGGAUGACGCACCUUACAAUAAAGUGGCCCACCUCUUCGCCAACUUGGGCUUAGAGAUCUGCAACUCCGAAACGGCAAAGUCACCAUUCGGGGGCAGCUUUGCUCCUUCUGACACCUGUUGGAACGGAACUUCACUUGUCUCAUCGGCGGCAAUGAAAUCGUAUGUGCGCCGAGGCCAGUUAGCGAUGCCCACCGACCCAACGCUGCGCCAGAAGGAGCUAGGACUGCGGAGGGCAGUGAUUAACUUGCAGCGCGUGGCGAGCUCAACUUUAGUGGACCCGGAAGUUCUGCAACUGGCGGAUCCUGCUGCAACCACCCUCAAGGUCGGCCGCAAUGAAGUGCCUGUGAACUCGGAUGAGGAAGCUCUCCGCAGCUACCUCGUUCCCUCCAACUCAACUGAGGCCAGCUUGGCUCAUAAUGCGGCCGCUGCCGCACUACCGCCGUGGGACGUGCAGCCACCGCUGCCUGGGACACCUUUGAAUGCUGGAAGUGUCAGUAGAGGGGCGGGCUUCGAGCCGGACACGGAGACAGGUGAGGAGGGGAGUGGGUACGGCGGUGGAGAGGUGCCUCUGCCCUACGGUAGUCCUUUUGCACCCCCCUUGGAGAAUGAUCUUCGCAAUCAACCUCUGGGACUGCCCUCAGCCUCACACCCCUUGCCGCCCGCUGCUGCUCCCUCCGAAUCCACUGCUACCACCCACAGGCCAUCACUGCUGCAGCCGUCAAACAACUUUGUGUCUGGUGGCGAUGACGAAGAUUUCCGACCGCGGAUUGAGCCAAUGAACGUGUAUGGGUUCCCAGAGGCAACGCAGCAAGUGUGCCGAAUCAGCCACAUCGCCUUCGAUGCAGCACCUGGCGUGCCGCUCACUCACUGGGACACGGAAUCCAACUCCCCAGAGGAGGGCUCAGGCCGCGAGCCCCUCAAUGUUCAAUUGGGACUCAAGCCCUUGCCCAGCUGGACGGGUGCUCCGCAGUCCCCGCAGCCGCAUCCUCCGGCACCGUCAUCUCCAACGGCGUCGCAGCCCCAGCCUUAUGAGCAGAACGGCGACGCGGGCUUAGUGAUAGGCGAGGGCAAGCUCGAAAUCCCUGACCAAAUUUGGGUACCAGAGGGUGACGGGGUAGCGCACCAAUACCCCAGCCCGUCCCACCCGCGAACUAGCGGCGGCAUCCUCGCUUUUGCUCCCUCCUUCGUCUCCUCUCUCUUUCCCAUAGUCGUCUCCCUCCUCCUUUUUGCUAUGCGUCGGUGA